Halichondria panicea is the source of this 637-nucleotide messenger RNA. Its product is annotated as ubiquitin-conjugating enzyme E2 W-like. The transcript has 5 exons. NCBI's taxonomy places the organism in Eukaryota, Metazoa, Porifera, Demospongiae, Suberitida, Halichondriidae. Bases 59 to 529 code for a protein of 156 amino acids. The record is from RefSeq and is a predicted model, not a curated record.
UAUAUAGUUUGUCGACCCUUACCACAUAGUUAUUCAUCGAUACGAAGUUUUAAUAAGAAUGGCCUUUCAGAAGCGAUUGAAGAAAGAAUAUGAGGAAAUGACAAAGAGAGCACCUGAUGGUAUCGUUCUAGCUGAUGGAACUAUGCAGGAUGAGGUGGAUCUAUGGAGGAUACAUAUCACUGGAGCCGAUGGGACAUUGUAUGAGGGAGAGCACUUUACUCUGCAAUUUAAGUUUAGCUCAAAGUAUCCCUUCGAUUCACCUCAGACUCACACACGCACACAGGUAACGUUCUGUGGGGACCAGAUUCCAGUGCACCCACACAUCUACAGCAAUGGGCACAUCUGUCUCUCUAUUCUGGACAAGGACUGGAGUCCAGCAAUGAAUGUCAUGUCAGUGUGUCUGAGCAUACAGAGCAUGCUGAGUAGCUGUACAAAGAAGGUCCGUCCUCCCGAUGACACAAUCUAUGUUAGAUUUGCUACCAAAAAUCCUAAGAGAACCAGAUGGGUGUUUCAUGAUGAUAAAGUCUGAACUAAUUGUGUGUGUUGUGUUGUGUCAUUCACAUGAACAUUUAAUAAUCAUGUCAUCAAACGUUUUUAUUGAACACAUAUAUACAGUAAUUAAUUAUUGAGCGAUGAC